This is a messenger RNA of Penicillium cataractarum, 744 nucleotides long. RefSeq lists its product as uncharacterized. Lineage: Eukaryota; Fungi; Ascomycota; Eurotiomycetes; Eurotiales; Aspergillaceae. The transcript has a single exon. The record is from RefSeq and is a predicted model, not a curated record. Bases 1 to 744 code for a protein of 247 amino acids.
AUGAUUGAUGGUCACCAAGGGCCUGACGGCAAGCAACACGUUGUCCUUCCAAGGACCCAGGCCACAAAACUUCCCGAGGUCUAUCGAGUCUCGCUUUACGCCAUCCAUAAACUGGAAAGGGGCCGGAGAGCCUAUAUUUGGCCGUGGAAAAGGAGUGUGUUUAGCAUACUCAUCCCGCUCAGGCUUGAAGAUGUUAUCGAUGACCAGAUUCCUCGUCCAUGUGAGGCCGAUCCCGGCUAUGAAAGCUGGAAAUCUUGGUCAAAGGUCGUCCGGUGCUGGAUGUUGAAUCAGCUGAGUCUAGAGGUGAUCAAGAAUCUCGAAAUUUUCUGCAGGCGGGUCGAUGUAGAACUUGACUCGGAAGAUCAACUUCCGCGUUAUUCAGACGACUUGUACACGCUGAUCGUCAAAGCGUUCAUGACAGGUGAGGAAACCACACAAUCUAAAGCUGUCAUCGCUAUCCGUACAACUCGUCGAGAUCAGUUCGAACCUGCUGGUGAAUAUAUCGAGGAAUGGAGGAAGGUGAUACGUCAAAUUCAAUCACAAAAGAUUCCCUUCGACCUCUAUAUUGUGACCAAAUUUAUGUUGCUUGAACUACGAGAUGAGAUGCCGAUGAACAUUAACACGUUUGAAGACCAGAUUGACAGACUGUCUGUGGGCUAUAUUAGUCAUGAACGCUUCCUCCAGAUUUGCGACGAAAUGAUCGCGAAGUCUAAGAUAACGGUCGACAAGAGUAUGGCGAUUUAA